AUGAACCCCUUGACACCACCAAUCGAAGAAGAACAAGAAGUUGCGAAAGAGUUGGACUCUUCCUGCAACCAUCAUCAGCAGUCCAUCAAUGCCAGCAGCCAUGAAGAGUCUUCUUCUUCUUCUUCUUCUUCGUUUAGAGGAAACAAACAUGCACUUCGUGUUGUUGGAAUUGGUGCCGGAAGUUCCAGUCGUCCACCAAAUGAGUUCACCAGAGACGCCACUGGCCGCAGUGACAGAAGUAGAUUUGCUAACUGGUUGACCAAUACAAUUCCGCUGCCUCACUGCUGCUGUCCCUUCUUCGGGGUGCAGCCAUUUGGCCCUCGCACCAGACUUUAUCAGGUCUGGCAAGGGAAAAACCAGGUGAUUGUUAAUCUGAUCUUGGCCAGCACUCGAGACCCAGGAAUCAUUCCAAGGAAUCAAGUCUCAAAUGCAACUGACAUCAUCUCCAGAAGUAGGAGGGUCAGCGUUGAAGGUGUCUCGGUGAAGAUUAAAUAUUGUAAGAUAUGUAAGAUAUACCGUCCACCAAGAAGCUGUCACUGUGUUGUCUGUGACAACUGCGUCGAUAGAUUCGAUCACCACUGCCCUUGGAUUGGCCAAUGCAUCGGAUUGCGAAACUCUCGGUAUUACUUGAUGUUCAUAUUAUCAGCGUUGGUCUUCUUCAGCUACAUAUUUGCCUUCUCAUGGUUGAGGAUUAGGAGAAACUGGUCGAAGACUCGCUCGGGCUUGUUUCGGAUGCUUGGGGAUGCACCUGAAACCUUUCUCUUAGCACUGUUUAGCUUUAUGGCGAUCUGGUUGCUCGGAGGGUUCUUCAUUUUUCAUGCCUAUCUUAUUGCACACAAUCAGACAGCUCGUGAGAAUUUUAAGCAAUCAUAUGCCAAGACUCCUAAUCCUUACGAUAAAGGGAUACUGAGGAACAUCAAGGAAGCUUUGUUCACAAGAUUGCCACCAUCCAAAGUCAAUUUUCGAGCGCUCGUUGAGCCUGACUGGUGUUCCAUCGCAAGAAUGCUUGCGAGUUCUCCUAGCAGAGGAGACGAACCAACAGUUGCAGUGCAGCAUGUUCCUUGAGCAGAAAAAGGAUCACCGGACAAGAACAUGUGGAUGAUGGACUGACCGAGUGACAUCUCUCGUUAUCCAUUAGCAUCUA
Musa acuminata AAA Group (dessert banana) is the source of this 1144-nucleotide messenger RNA. Its product is annotated as probable protein S-acyltransferase 7. Bases 1 to 1065 code for a protein of 354 amino acids. The transcript has 4 exons. Gene Ontology annotation, molecular function: protein-cysteine S-palmitoyltransferase activity. Gene Ontology annotation, biological process: peptidyl-L-cysteine S-palmitoylation; protein targeting to membrane. The record is from RefSeq and is a predicted model, not a curated record. NCBI's taxonomy places the organism in Eukaryota, Viridiplantae, Streptophyta, Magnoliopsida, Zingiberales, Musaceae. Gene Ontology annotation, cellular component: endoplasmic reticulum; Golgi apparatus.